UGAAAAGAAAUUUGGAAAAAAAGAGUUAUGACCGAGUCUUGUGUCUCUCUCCUCUCUCGCUGCACUUUAUUCUGUUCAAAUUCGAUACUUUGCUGUUCUCUGAGAAUGAAGGCUCCUUGUUUCGAAGGGGGAUCAUAGAGAGAUAGAGAGAGGCUUAUAAGCUUUCCGUCUCUGUGCUUUCUCCGUCUAAAACUUGCUUUCCUUUUUUCUUUUUUCUCUCUCUCUUUCCAUGUCUGCUACAUUGUCUUGUUCUACUUCAGGAAUCUCAUCUCACUUCCACGCAUUAAAGUGUUUGCCUCCCUUGACUAAUUGCACACUCAUAGUUUGUGGGUUUUUGCUUCUUUGCUCUUCCUAGUGUUUCGUAUGCAUAAUAAGCAUUAGAAGUGGAAAUCGGGAAAACCAGUCGGCUGUUUGGUUCCUUUGGUCUAUUAGAGCUUUCUUUGGUUGGUUCAAGAGUUUUCAGUCGUUAGCAAGACACCCAUUUGUUGAUUGGUCUCUUGGUUGAGUUGUUGUUUUGGUUGCAUUGGGUGGUUUCUUGAGUCUAUAUAGAGCAAAGAGCUGUGCUUAUUGGCCUCUUCUCGUUUCAGAACUUGUUGUAGCAAAGACCAGGAAUUGGGGAAGGAGAAUUUCUGAUAUGGGAUUCUACUCCUAAAGUUUCUGAAAAUUUUUGGUGAUUAUUAGAUAAAACCCAUAAACUGGGGAGUCGCGGAAAGUGCAAGAAGUGCUAUAUGAAGUCGUGCUGAAAAAUGAGAGAUGGGAACUCCAAGAAAAGCAAGCUCUCAUGGUCCAAAAAAAUGGUCAGAAAGUGGUUCAAUAUCAAGAGUAAAACUGAGGACUUCCAAGCAGAUGAUGUUUGUGGAGGCGUUGAAGUGGAAUACAGGACUAGCUUCUCUGAAAGGGAGCCGUGCACUAUCAAGAAAAGUAAAACAGAGAAAUUUAGCAAGAAUCCUGAGCAGGUCCGGCUGGGAAGAAUGAAUCUUGACCAUCCUCGAAUCAUAGACGUGCAAAACUACAGCAUUUUUGUAGCUACAUGGAAUGUGGCAGGAAGAUCCCCACCACGUAAUUUGAGUCUCGAUGACUGGCUUCAUGCCUCACCUCCUGCGGACAUAUAUGUUCUUGGAUUUCAAGAGAUAGUUCCUCUGAAUGCCGGUAAUGUUCUUGGUGCAGAAGAUAAUGGCCCGGCCAAAAAAUGGCUGGCCCUUAUUAGAAAGACUCUAAACAAUCUUCCAGGAACUAGUGGCAGUGGUGGGUGUUAUACGCCAUCUCCAAUUCCUGAACCAAUUGUAGAAAUGGAUGCAGAUUUUGAGGGAUCAUCUAGGCAGAAGAACUCGUCGUUCUUUCAUAGGCGAUCAUUCCAGACACCUCACAGCUGGAGAAUGGACAAUGACCCUUCAAUUCCACAACCAAGACUUGAUCGGCGAUUCAGUGUUUGUGACCGAGUUAUAUUUGGUCACAGACCGAGUGACUACGAUCCCAGUUAUAGAUGGGGUCACAGACCUAGUGAUUAUUCAAGACCUAGUGACUACUCCAGACCUAGUGAUUACUCAAGAUGGGGUUCAUCAGAUGAUGAUAAUGGCCCAGGGGAUUCACCCAGUACUGUAUUGUACUCACCAAUGUCAUAUGGUGGUUCCUGCAGUGGGUCUACAUCUAUGGAAGAUGGAUAUAGGAGGCCAGGGUAUUCAAGGUACUGUUUAGUGGCAAGUAAGCAAAUGGUUGGCAUAUUCCUCACAAUAUGGGUCCGGAGUGAAUUGAGAGAUCAUGUUCGCAACAUGAAAGUUUCUUGUGUUGGCAGGGGCUUGAUGGGUUAUCUUGGAAAUAAGGGAUCUAUUUCCGUCAGCAUGUCCUUGCAUGAAACAACCUUUUGUUUCAUCUGUAGUCACCUAACCUCUGGACAGAAGGAAGGUGAUGAGCUAAGAAGGAAUGCGGAUGUGAUGGAGAUUCUGAAGAAGACAAGAUUUCCACGUGUUAACAGUGCAGCUGAUGAGAAGUCCCCAGAAACAAUUCUUCAGCACGACCGAGUUAUUUGGCUUGGGGAUUUGAAUUAUCGCAUUGCCCUUUCUUAUCGAUCUGCUAAGGCGCUAGUUGAGAUGCAAAACUGGAGGGCAUUGUUGGAGAAUGACCAGUUGAGGAUAGAGCAGAGAAGAGGUCGUGUUUUUGUAGGGUGGAAUGAAGGGAAGAUUUAUUUCCCACCCACAUAUAAAUAUUCAACUAAUUCAGACAGAUAUGCAGGAGAUGAUAUGCACCCAAAGGAGAAGCGUCGAACUCCAGCUUGGUGUGAUAGAAUUUUAUGGUAUGGAGAAGGCAUCCAACAAUUAUCUUAUGUACGUGGGGAAUCUAGGUUCUCAGAUCAUAGGCCAGUUUAUGGCAUAUUUUGGGCAGAGGUUGAGUCUAGCCAUGGCCAAUUAAAGAAAAGUACGAGCUACUCCAGUUCCAGAAUUGAGGUAGAGGAGCUCUUGCCAUACUCACAUGGGUACACAGAACUAAACUUUUUCUGAUGGAUAAGGAGAUAGCUAUGACCCACAUUAGGCGGUAAUCACUUUGAAGAAAAAUUUUCCUUGAAGGGUGAUAAAGGCAUUCUGUUGCCCACUAACCGAAAAAGGUGUAAAUUUUUGUAAUUUGGUCAGUCAAUCAACUCCAUACAUCAUCAAAUCAUUGUAACUUCAAAAAUCAAAUGUAGUUAGCACUAACAAACCAGUUUCUGUUUGGUGCAUGAUUCACUAACCCAAUUAAUGAACACCCGACUUUCUGGCAAAGUUUGCUGCUGUAUUUCACAGUCCUUCAAUGAUAUGAUUAGGAUGAAUGUAACUGUCAGGAACUGCCAAGUGGGUGUCCAGGGAAUAAGUUACUAAAUUCUUUCUUAGUUUAGGGAACUUUUUGGUUUUUUGAUGAUUGAAAGAAGAAGAGAGAUGAUGGUCAAUAUAAUCAUUUGGGUAUUUUUCUUUUUGUUUUAUUUAAAUGAGAAGUCAAGUAAAGAUUUGAUGGACAUUCAUUACUAAAGUGAGAAAAAUGGAAAGAAGAAAUAUGAAGUAUUGAAAUUUAUGACAGAUUCCAGAA
This is a messenger RNA of Manihot esculenta (cassava), 3054 nucleotides long. RefSeq names its product type IV inositol polyphosphate 5-phosphatase 7. NCBI's taxonomy places the organism in Eukaryota, Viridiplantae, Streptophyta, Magnoliopsida, Malpighiales, Euphorbiaceae. The transcript is spliced from 13 exons. Bases 747 to 2495 code for a protein of 582 amino acids. The record is from RefSeq and is a predicted model, not a curated record. Gene Ontology annotation, biological process: phosphatidylinositol dephosphorylation. Gene Ontology annotation, molecular function: inositol-polyphosphate 5-phosphatase activity; phosphatidylinositol-4,5-bisphosphate 5-phosphatase activity; phosphatidylinositol-3,4,5-trisphosphate 5-phosphatase activity.